This is a messenger RNA of Rosa rugosa (rugosa rose), 1523 nucleotides long. Its product is annotated as IAA-amino acid hydrolase ILR1-like. Gene Ontology annotation, biological process: auxin metabolic process. The transcript is spliced from 5 exons. Gene Ontology annotation, cellular component: endoplasmic reticulum. NCBI's taxonomy places the organism in Eukaryota, Viridiplantae, Streptophyta, Magnoliopsida, Rosales, Rosaceae. The record is from RefSeq and is a predicted model, not a curated record. Gene Ontology annotation, molecular function: IAA-Ala conjugate hydrolase activity. Bases 151 to 1455 code for a protein of 434 amino acids.
ACAUAUUCCAAACAGAACCAAGUCUUUACACUUCAAGGAGCUCAGAAAAACUUGUCUUAGCUCAGUUCAUUUUCACCCAGUUACAAUUCUCAACUAAGACUUAACCCAAAAACUAUAUCUUUCCCAAAUCUCAUUUUCGUUUCAUAAUCGAUGAUGGGGUUCAUGCUCUUCUGCUUAUUGCUGUUGUCCAUCUUAAGCCAAUCAUGGGCUUUGGAAGCAACUGCCACUGAGUCGGAUCAGCUGGAGUUAUUGACUCGGGAGUUGCUGGAGUCGGCCAAGGAACCCGAGUUCUUUGAAUGGAUGAUAGGAGUGAGGAGAAGAAUCCACCAGUACCCAGAGACUGGUUUCGAGGAGUACAGGACGAGUCAACUCAUCAGGUCGGAGCUUGACUCGCUUGGGAUCAAGUACACCUGGCCUGUUGCCAAGACUGGUAUUGUUGCUUCUAUCGGGUCCGGGUCCAAACCCGUCUUCGCUCUCAGAGCUGACAUGGACGCCCUUCCUAUUCAGGAACAAGUAGAGUGGGAAUUCAAGAGCAAAAUAGAUGGCAAAAUGCACGCUUGUGGUCACGAUGCUCAUGUAGCGAUGUUGCUUGGUGCAGCCAAGAUACUCCAGAGUAGAAGAGACAUGCUGAAGGGAACUGUGAAGCUGGUUUUUCAGCCGGGAGAGGAGGGUUACGCUGGAGCUUACCAUAUGCUACAACAUGGUAUUCUUAAUGACAUCGAUGCCAUCUUCUUUAUACAUGUCGUGGCAGAGCUGCCCACUGGUGUCAUUUCUUCAAGGCCAGGGCAAAUGCUGGCUGGUUCUGGCAGAUUUUCAGCUACGAUCACAGGAAAAGGUGGACAUGCCGCUGCACCACAUAAGAAUAGGGACCCAAUUAUUGCUGCAGCAUCUGCUGUUUUGGCUCUCCAACAGAUUGUAUCAAGAGAAAUCGAUCCUCUUGAAUCCACAGUGGUCACAGUUGGGUACUUGGAGGGAGGUAAAGCAGCAAAUGUAAUCCCCGAGUCUGUAAAAUUUGGAGGGACUUAUAGGAGCUUGAGUCCUGAAGGCCUCAUCUAUCUCAAAGAAAGGAUCAAAGAGGUCACCGAACUGCAAGCUCUCGUGCAUAGAUGUAAUGCUACGCUGGACUUUAAGGAGGAGACGCCACUACCUUAUCCUGUAAUGAUUAAUGAUGAAGCAUUGUAUGGGCAUAUAAAGAAGGUUGGAGAGGCUUUAGUUGGGGAACCUAAUGUUCAUUUUUUCCCAAUGAUCAUGGGAGCAGAGGAUUUCAGCUUCUACUCGCAGCACUUUGCUGCCACAAUCUUUGUGCUAGGGGUGAAGAAUGAGACUCAGAAACCAGACCGGCCUUUGCACACACCUUUCUUUGUAAUUGAUGAAGAGGCACUCUCAAUAGGAGUAGCUCUGAAUGCUGCUGUAGCAAUCUCUUACUUGGAUAGACCUCUUAUCGAGUCUCAUUAAGCAUUCGAAAUGUAUUUCAUUCGAAAUUCAUUAAUGUAAGUUUCUCGCAGAGAAUGGAGGUUAAAACA